This is a messenger RNA of Cladophialophora carrionii CBS 160.54, 1467 nucleotides long. RefSeq lists its product as uncharacterized. Gene Ontology annotation, cellular component: membrane. Gene Ontology annotation, molecular function: cobalt ion binding; magnesium ion transmembrane transporter activity; magnesium ion binding. The transcript is spliced from 7 exons. The record is from RefSeq and is a predicted model, not a curated record. NCBI's taxonomy places the organism in Eukaryota, Fungi, Ascomycota, Eurotiomycetes, Chaetothyriales, Herpotrichiellaceae. Bases 1 to 1467 code for a protein of 488 amino acids. Gene Ontology annotation, biological process: transmembrane transport; metal ion transport.
AUGGCAGUCAACACUGCAGGGUGGAUGUCCAAUACAUCUGACUUGGAAGCAAUCAAGCCUGCAUCAACCCAAGCCACCGAGCCUCACAAAGAUUGGCCGUGGAAUCGGAACACGAGAGGCCUGCCAUUUACUGUGCUGGCACAGGCCCUCAGUUCUACGUCAAAGGGGUGUGGCGUCCAGGAGUAUAUCUAUCAGGGCCAUCUUCCGAAUGCGAUCUCGAUACUGAAGUGGAGACCCUACAGGGGGGCGGCGACGGUCGAGGACCUCGUUGCCAUCCUCAAAACUCCAGCAGAUGCCUACAGCACAUUCUUCAUCGUGACCGACACAAGUCCCGAGGUGAUCCAAGCGUUGGGGUAUCACCUCCAUAUAACGCCUCGAUUCUUCGAUAUCCCGUACACGAUCCUCAGCACCGGGAAUCGGGUGCGACAAUAUAGCUUCUUCUCGCUUCAACUGAUGGAAAGGUAUUCUCUAGGUGAACGUCCGGCCGAGGCAUGUCGCAAUGAUGCAAGUCCGCGUACUCGAUUCUCUGCGAAGGGCGGCCCAUUGCCGCACGAAUGGCAUGUGACGCGAGUGGCCGUGAUCUUCCUCAUAGAUGAGACCAGGCAGAACUUGUCCAAGGGCCUCGUCCUGCUGGACAACAAAGACCAAGCAAUUGCGAAGGCUCUGGAGAAGUUGAUGAUGCGUGACGAGGCCACGGUAACUGGAGGCAUGGGGACAGUUGCUGGACAAGGUCAGGUCCUAACAGGGCUCUUCCAUAUCAUCAACGUCACAUGGGAUGUGUUCCUUGGGGAGGCCGAAGCACAUUUACGCUAUCUCAGCGUCAAAUGCAUCGAUGAAGACCUGUCUCCGACGGACCAGCUGAGAUAUACGCGCGAGCUACAUCAGCUCUCUCCACUCUGGGUGCAGGUCCGCCGAAGGCUGCUUGCGACCAGGACGGUUGCGAAGCAAAUGAUGGCUCGUCCAGACCUCAUAUCGAGAUUUGUUCGUCCAUACUACACAGAGGAUGACGCACAAUUCUACACAGGUGACGAACAUGAGGCAUUCGAAGGCUACAUGAACAACUGCGUGAACGUCGUCGAAGACCAGAUCGAUCGAUCGAAAGAGCUCGCAGAAGAAACAAGCAACUUGAUCAGUCUGAUCCUCAACAUCACCACGAUGCAGGACACCAGAGCCACGAUCGCGGAAAGCAAAGCAGCGAACGCUUUCGCGGCGAGCAUUCGGCGGAUCACGGUCCUGACCUUUGUGUAUCUGCCAUUGACUCUGGCGGCGGGAAUCUUCGGGAUGAACGUUCAACAGAUCACGGGUCAAGCCGGGCAACCACAAGUGUGGUGGUACAUCAUCGUUGCGAUGUCGUUAAUGGCGGCAUCUUUUGGCGCAUGGUGCCUGUGGUCACGAUUUGGAGGAGUCUUUGAUAGGAAAGCUCGGCGAAGGAUGGAUAUUGAGGGAUUGAAUACGGUCGCUCCGUGA